AUGCUGUCGCAUCUGCACCCUCCAUCAUCCUCAGGCCUGAGUCAGCCCGACAGGGACAGACUCAGAGGACACGCGUCUGGCGAAGAGUCCUCUGCCCUCCCGGACACAAGCCAACGGGGGCUGCUGUUUAACUUCCAGACUGGCUGUGUUCUGGCCUCCUCCGCUCCCCCGCUGCCCCCAGAUCCAGACUCUGAGGGGCAGUGGCUCACCCAAGAAGAACACUAUGUGAGUGAGGGGGAGCCCAGCCAGGUGGGCACCCAACCACCAGUGCCGGACUGCAGGGAUGCCGAGACCAUUACAGAUGUGUGUAACAGCACUGACCUGCCUGAGUUUGAGAUCAUCAGUCUUCUGGAGGAGCAGCUCCCAGUCUAUCGGCUCCGGGCCGACACCGUUUAUGGCUACGACCAUGAUGACUGGCUUCACACUCCCCUCGUUGCUCCAGAGGCCGAUCUGGACCUAACCACCGAGCAGAUAGAAGAAACACUCAAAUACUUCUUGCUUUGUGCAGACAGAGUGGGACAGAUGACAAAGACCUACAAUGACAUCGAUGCUGUUACCCGACUCUUGGAAGAGAAAGAAAGGGAUUUGGAACUGGCAGCUAAGAUUGGACAAUCGCUGCUAAAGAAGAAUAGAAAUCUGACUGAGCAAAAUGACUAUUUGGAGGAACAAGUGGCACAGAUCACAGAAGAGGUCGCACAGUUGCAUCAUGAACUCAAUCUGAAAGAUGAGCUUCUGCAGUUUUACACCAAUGCUGCAGAUGAGAGUGAAGAAUCAAGCAGCUCUCCAACGGGAAAGGCGAGUAAGCUGGAGGGAGCGGCAGGAGUUUUUGGGAGUGACACGCUGCAGCGGAAACUUAAAGAUCUGGAGGAUGAGAACCUGUCUCUGCGCUCAGAGGCCAGCCACUUGAAGUCAGAGACUGAAACAUAUGAGGAGAAGGAGCAGCAGCUGGUUAAUGACUGUGUCAAUGAACUCAGAUCGUCCAGUCUCCAAAUCUCUACAAUUGCUGAAGAAUUGGCACGAAAAACUGAAGAUGCCUCUCGCCAGCAAGAGGAAAUCACACACCUUCUGUCACAGAUUGUUGAUCUCCAAAAGAAAGCCAAAUCUUUUGAGGUGGAGAACGAGGAGCUUUCUCAGCAUUUGAUCGCAGCAAAGGAUGCACAGAGGCAGCUCACAGCUGAGCUUCAGGAGCUGGAGCUGAAGUAUUGUGAGUGCAUUGAGAUGCUGCACGAGGCUCAAGAAGAGCUCAAGAACUUGCGCAACAGAAACUACCCAGCAGGAACUCCUCGCCGCUAUCAUCCUCUGGGACUGUACCCGAUGGACUCUCUGGCAGCUGAAAUCGAAGGAACAAUGAGGAAGGAGCUGAGUUUGGAUGAUCCAGAGUGUGAGGAACAGAAGAGUCACCGUAAGCGAGUGUUUGAUACUGUUAAGGUUGUAAACCAGACUGUUCGUCAGAGGUCCCUUACUCCAACAAGCAACAUCCCUGGAUCCAACCAGUCUCUGUCUGCACGAACCUCCCCCCUGUCCAGUGGGGACACCACCCCUCGCUCCACCAUGUAUACUACGGACAGCAAUGUCAUGGACAACCGGACACAGAGCAUUCUCAUGGAGGUAGCUGAAAACCAAGAAAGCAGUGCAGAUCGGACAAAGAUCAGUGGGGCAGAUGAGUUACGCUUGGCUCUUAGAAGACUGUCUCUACGUCGGCAGAACAAUCUGAGUGAGAGGCGUUACUUUGAUGACGAGCGAGAGCGCCGCAGAGGGGGGCAUGGGGGCAUCGGCCUGGGGCACGAUAGCCCAAUGACUCCUUCAGACAGCAUCAUGUCCCUGGGAAACCUCCAACUCUGGACCUCGAGAGGGCCCUACCUUCCUGACAAGCUUCAGAUUGUGAAACCACUUGAAGGCUCUGCCACUCUGCACCACUGGCAGCAGCUAGCUCAGCCUCACCUCGGGGUGAUACUCGACGCCAGGCCUGGAGUGGUUCCCAAAGGAUACCGGCCGCUGGAACUGGAACUUGAACAGGCGUAUCCGUGGGGCGGCUUUGAAGAGGAGUCACCUGGGGAGCAGUACUUCCAGAACCUGCCCACCUCCUCCGCUGCGGCCUCCCCUGCCGUGCCCACUACCUCGGCCCCCCCCAGUAGCGUUGAGGAACCUCAAACCGCCUCCAGCCUGGCUCCCCCCUUACCCUCUCCAUCACCAUCGCCACAUCUUAGCAACACCGACGGCCUAGCGGUGUACUAUCCAGGUAAAAGCAUGGUCCACACCAGUUCUACGUACACAUUCACCACCUGUCGGAUCCUUCACCCAACGGAUGAGCAAACCAGAGUCACACCGAGUCUCAAUCCAGUCCCAUCAUCAUCUUCAUGCGUUAUGACUAGCUCUUUGUUGGGGACUCCUGCUGCCACAACUUGUGCCCCACGCAGGCUCGGACUUAGGCCGUCUGAAUCCUCGACUAACCUCAGAGAUGCAACUCGCACCACCAGCAUGUCCCUGGGGUUAGUGCGUUUACUUCAGGAACGGGGGAUCUCAGCAGCCAUGUACCAUCAAAACCAGGGUCUGGAGUUUGGCCAAAGCAGCGGAGGAGUCUUAUUCAGUACGUCUGUCACUCCAAACAGAACAGUCACACCUCUGCGGCCGUCCACUCCUCCUAACUCCCCAACACGACAGGCAGCUUUAACCACCUCCACCUCAGCAGGAUUUGAUAUUAAGAGUCCAUCCUAUGACAACUUCCUGGCAUCUAAACCAGCGCGCUCCAUUCUGAAGGAGGUGACUGGAGAGGCCAGAGGGAGGCAGAGAGGCAGGGACUGUGAAAGCCAGACUGAUGUCAGUGUAAGCAUUCACAAUCUGAACCUCUUGGACAAAGUAAAACGGCUAGGUGUGUCUGGAGCUCCAGGAGGCAGAGCCAUCAGUCCUGGCCCUAUCAUGGGACCGCUGGGUGGGCUGCGAAGGUCUGGCUCUCCUUUUGGACCUGAAGGGAUGAGGAAGAACCGGAGUUAUCCAGCUAUGGUUGGAGCCAGUAUGGCCAUGAAGGCCCCAGGGCCCAAAGAGUAG
Messenger RNA from Knipowitschia caucasica, 3045 nucleotides. The record is from the annotation of a GenBank genome assembly. Lineage: Eukaryota; Metazoa; Chordata; Actinopteri; Gobiiformes; Gobiidae.